Messenger RNA from Abrus precatorius (Indian licorice), 489 nucleotides. RefSeq lists its product as uncharacterized. Gene Ontology annotation, molecular function: nucleic acid binding. The transcript has 3 exons. The record is from RefSeq and is a predicted model, not a curated record. NCBI's taxonomy places the organism in Eukaryota, Viridiplantae, Streptophyta, Magnoliopsida, Fabales, Fabaceae. Bases 1 to 489 code for a protein of 162 amino acids.
AUGAAUCAGGGAACUUACAAACAAUACACAUUUGAUGGCACAUUUUUAAGAAGAAGGGGUAAAAUAGUAAUUGGAUCAGAUCCAACUUUCAGGAAGAAAAUCCUUCAACACUAUCAUAAUUCUCCAACUGGUGGACAUUCAGUAUGUGAUAGGUACACUAAGUAUGCUCAUUUUCUGCCUCUGGCACAUCCAUUUGGAGCAGCAAAAGUGGGGCAGAUAUUCCUAGAUUAUGUGGAUAAAUUGCACAGUUGGCCUACUAAAAUUAUCUCUGAUAGAGACAGUGUUUUCAUGAGUAAUAUUUGGACAGAAUUGAUGCAACAGCAUGAGUGGACUGAGCACUUAUCUUCAGCUGAAUAUUGGUAUAACACCAAAUUUCAUACAGCCAUAAACCUGACAUCUUUUGAGGCCCUAUAUGGUUAUCUUCCACCAAUGCCAAAUCUUGCAAUUCAAGGUGAAUCACUGGUAGAAGCUGUGGCUUAUACAGUCUGA